AUGCUGCGGACGAAAGCCAAUUUUCAGCAGCAUAAACUUGGUGGUGAGCGUCUUAUUGAGACCUUGCUCAUGUUCAAUCAGACGGGGGAGAGUUGUGAGUCGCGCUCGGUCUUAUUGAGACCUUGCUCAUGUUCAAUGAGACGGGGGAGAGUUUGCAUCUACGGGUGUUACGUCCAUUCUGCGAUCCUGCCAACAUUCCAUCGCAGAUGCUACUGGCUCCUACAGAAUCCGGACAUAGUUCUCGUUCACUACUUGAACGUGCCAUACCCGGACGACAACAAGCUGGCAACGGUAGCACCCAGCUUGGCUUUAUGGGCGGACAAGAAGGAGUGGACGAAAGAUGAAUUAGUGAGUCAGCUAAAGCCAAUGUUUUUCAGCGAAGAUGAGCCAGAUCUAAACAGCGAAUUGGAAAUUACAGGCAAAAUGUUUCAGACUACAGAGACUGUUGAGGCCAUAGUCGGGCAACUGAUGGAAAAACAGCGGGCAGCUAGGGCCGCAGCAUUGGCUAGACAAUUGGAAUGCGGCUGUCCCGAUUCCACGUGCCAAGAUUCAAGAACUUGCGCUCAUCCCUUGCGUCGCAUACAAGCAGCAAAACCACCACCUUCGGACCAUCACGUCUCUUCUACUACUGGUCCAUCACCGCGACCCUUACAGCCACCGCGUCAAUAUACACGAGAUCACAGGACAACGACACAAUCGGCUUCACCAUUGCUGUUAUCAUUAGGACAGAUUCAAGGAGGCGGUGGCUUGCUAAUUUUGAACGGUGCCGGGAGCAGCACUCAACAACAUUCAUCUCUCGUAUCCCCUUUGUCAGUUACGUCAUUUGUUUGUGAAGAGCCCAGAGACAGAUAUCGUCAUCAAUACAAACCGACAUUUGUUUUGAAAAGGGAACUGCCAGACAGCCAACCCACAUGUAUUCACAAUUCCGAUACCACUUUUAAAGUGGAAAAUCAAGUCGAGGAGAAAGUCAAUGUAGAGAAUUUUGAAAGGAAAAUAAAGAUUGAACCACGAAGCAGGAAUCAAGUGAUUGCUAGUGCUCCGGCAACACCGUCGCGAUAUCCUGAUCUUGUAGAGCGUUUAGAAAGUAAAGUGUUAACAGAUAACUGUGAGGAAACUUUAGUUUUGUUGGGUACAGAUGGAAAUUUAGGACAUUCAAGCGGAUUUUUCGAUGAAACAUUAGAGCUGUCACAUGAAGAUAUACAGAAAACAUUAUCAGCCAAUAUGCCAACAUGUGAAUUAGAUAGAAGCGGAACAAGAUCGUCAGACACUGCAAACGUAAUGGUUUCGGGUAUAGAUACAAUGGAUUUUAUAGAAAGCUGUGAAGCUGUAGCAUCUCCAACACAAGUAGUAGAUGACAAUGUUUUUGUAAAUUUGGACGCUUUCGAUAUGUUGGGAGACUUUCCUGAAUUGGAAGUACUAGAUCCAAGUUCCAUAUCGACUAAUCCUGUGCCCUCGUCUGGGAAAUCACCACCAACUGAUGACGGAAACGAAAAAAUGCAAACAGAUUGCGCCAGUGAAGGCGCAUUGAGUAUCACUGAUUACUCACCAGAGUGGGCUUAUCCUGAAGGAGGAGUGAAGGUUUUGGUUGCAGGUCCAUGGACUGAUACGUCAGAUCAAUACACCGUCCUCUUUGACAAUUUUCCUGUACCAUCGAUACUUGUUCAGAACGGUCUAUUACGGUGUUACUGUCCAGCUCACGAAGCCGGCCUCGCGGCUUUACAAGUUGCCCGUGGUGGACGAGUUGUCUCAGAUACGGUUGUUUUCGAGUACAAAGCGGGCCCCACCCCAGCACCCUCAUCCCCUGCGUCCGCCCCUCUGCCAUCGCUGGACUUUCGUCGGUUCUCGCUUUUGCAACGAUUACAACGACUACACGGCCGAUUGCAAGUAAAGACGGAGCCUAUGGAUGAUAAUAAUCAGGUUGAGGAUGUCCACCUCUAUUCGAAUCCGAAAUUCGAAGAGCGGCUGGUAACGUUUUGCGUGUCGCUUAGUUCCCGCUCUAUGGGCAACGCCGAAGGCUUUACAACGGAACCAGGGGAAGACACCUCGACGAUCCUUCAUUUGGCUGCCGCUUUAGGGUAUACAAAGCUGACGACGGUGCUACUGCGUUGGAGGCAGGAUGACAACAGCCUGGCUUUGGAGAAAGAAGUGAACCUAGGGGCGAGGGACAGCGAUAACUGCACCCCUUUGAUGGUGGCGAGUGCCGCCGGCCACGUGGAGACCGCGGUGGUGCUCGCCCGGUGGGGCGCCGGCACGCGUCAGGAGGCGGGCGGGCGCGCCGCAGCCGCAGCCGCCCGUCGCGCGGGCCACACGCGCUUGGCCGCCCUUCUCGACCGCAUCCACCCUCCGAGCGGUGACGCUGUGUUCCGCAGACCGCUAAGCUUGUCACAAAAAGGUCGUGUGGGUAGUUUGGAAAGCAAUUUAGUAAAGAGACCUUCCAUCGACAGCGGCAUCAACAUGGCGGACGCGUUUAGAUCGAGCUCAGCUAUAGACAAAGGAGAUGUCAAUUUAUCAGCUAGAUGGGAGCGAAGCAUGUCGUUGCCUUUAGAUUCGGAUACAUCUGAAGACAGCCUUGGCGACUCGAAAGUGGGCAGGCGAAUGGACUUGGCCCUUUGCGAGACGGCGCCGCGGCGGGCAACGAGCCCGCUCAUUGACGUGGAGGCGCUGUCCACCGCCUCCUCGCCCGCCGCCUCCCCACCACCGCCCUCCACAGCAGGGGAGCAGGAUGACCGAGUGUUCACUCUGGCAGAGCAGAUAAUAGCCGCUAUGCCAGACAGAAUAAAGAACGAAAGUUCGUCGCUUAUGUCGGGCUGCGGAUUAGAAAGCGGAUCAGCCGGCAGCGAAGAUGUGUUGAUGGUACCACUGUUAGACGACACCACCACUUUUAACGCCGAGUUUAGUUUUGAGUUUUCCGAUAAUACAUACAGAUAUUGCGGCGGAUCAACGCCAUGUUCAUCGGGUUCCGUGUCACCUGGUUCGGCUUUAUCGCCGCCACCGCCUUCCCCCCGAGCCCCCUUGCCACACGGCACACCAUCUGCAACACUCCAAGAGUUUCUGAACGCUACCACGCAUUUCUCAAGCUUGACUCUGAACGAUCGGGAGCAGCGAGAAUUGUACUCGGCGGCCAUAACAAUACAGAAGGCAUACCGCCAAUAUCGUGGGCGUCAGCUGCAAAGACGCGCUGCAGCCGCGGCCAUUACAAUUCAAAACUGUUACCGCCGCUACAAGCAGUUUGCCUACUUGAAGCAGAUGCACGCCGCAGCUACUGUGAUCCAGCGUGGUUAUCGUACGCACCGCGAGCGUUGCCUAGCCGCCACACCCGUCAAGAGAACAUAUUCCCAACGGCGCCAGAAUCAAGCAGCAAGGAAAAUUCAGCAGUUUAUGCGACAAUCUAAGAUCAACACAUGGGAGGAAAUAUCUACGAGUAGCGCUCGAGCAGAAAACGUGAAGGUGGCCCGGCUGCACCAGGAUGCCCACCUAAGCUCGUCGCAGCGCACCACCAGUACUCCACCCACGCCCAAUAGGAUCGUAGAUUACUUAGCACCGGAAUCACCGAUGGACGCCGACGAUGAUCUCCUACUGGAACUCUUAUUUAACACA
Molecule: messenger RNA, 3597 nt
Organism: Iphiclides podalirius (scarce swallowtail)
Lineage: Eukaryota; Metazoa; Arthropoda; Insecta; Lepidoptera; Papilionidae
Source: the annotation of a GenBank genome assembly